Molecule: messenger RNA, 2909 nt
Organism: Drosophila takahashii
Lineage: Eukaryota; Metazoa; Arthropoda; Insecta; Diptera; Drosophilidae
Gene: NfI
Product: Nuclear factor I
Biological process (GO): regulation of transcription by RNA polymerase II
Cellular component (GO): nucleus
Molecular function (GO): DNA-binding transcription factor activity, RNA polymerase II-specific; RNA polymerase II cis-regulatory region sequence-specific DNA binding
Source: RefSeq, a predicted model, not a curated record
UCAAAGAGUCUAACAGUUGACGAGAACACAAAUCCACGCAGUCAUCUGUGAUUUGCCAAUUUUAAAUUUAGUCUAUGGGUACUCGUUUUGCAUAACACAGCUAGUCUGUCAUUCUUCACUGUGUAACGAAUUUUCUAGAUAUACAUAUCACUUUCGAUGGAUUUAAAGCAUCAAUUAAUUCAAUGAACAAAAAAAUUCCUAAGGUAUGUUUAUACCAGAUGCUUUAAGAGGCUGUAUGAUCGAGACGGACGUAUCUUCUUAUUUGCAAACAUCAUCAUCGGGACAGGAUGAAUUUCACCCUUUUAUUGAGGCACUCUUACCGUACGUCAAAUCAUUUUCCUACUCUUGGUUUAAUUUGCAAGCCGCUAAACGAAAGUAUUAUAAGAAACACGAAAAACGUAUGUCAUUGGAAGAGGAAAGGCACUGUAAGGAUGAACUGCAGAAUGAAAAAACUGAGGUGAAGCAAAAGUGGGCUUCCCGUCUUCUUGGAAAACUCAGAAAAGAUAUUACACAAGAAAGUCGAGAGGAUUUUGUGCAAUCAAUAAUCGGAAAACGGAAAUCAAUAUGUGUUCUUUCGAACCCAGAUCAGAAGGGAAAAAUGAGACGCAUAGACUGCUUACGGCAGGCUGACAAAGUAUGGCGACUUGACUUAGUAAUGGUUAUACUCUUCAAAGCGAUUCCUCUAGAAAGCACAGAUGGCGAGCGGUUAGAAAAAAAUCCAGAAUGCUUACAUCCAGGAUUAUGUGUAAAUCCGUACCACAUCAAUGUUUCCGUUCGAGAAUUGGACUUGUACUUGGCCAACUUUAUAAACACUCAUAAUUCAGUUUCCAAUACAAAUUCAAGUUUUUCGACUACUCCGGGUGUUAGAUCACCACACUUGGGUAUAUAUAAUCGAAAUGAUCUGUCAGAUAGAAAAGAAGAGGUCAUUGACAUGAAAAAUGAGAACGUUAGACAAAAUCCAUAUAAUGGAGUAGUUUGUAAUGAUAUCAUUUUAGCGACCGGAGUUUUUUCAUCCCAAGAACUGUGGACUUUAUCCAAAGAUUUAAUUUUAGAUGAAGCAAACGAUAGUAGCCUGAACUCGAAUCUUAUUAAAAGGGAGAAUGUUGGAGCUGCCUAUGAGUGCAAUACAUAUCAAAUUAACACUGAAUCUUCAGCUUCUGCCGCCCAGAGUAUUGUUCAAUCUGGAGCAAUUGUGGCCAAUCCAAUUCCACUGGGUUAUAGUAUUGACUUUAUAGAUCAGAGGAGUAUGCAUUUAUCACAAAGUCCGUUGUUACGUACAGAAGGCACAAACGGCGAUGUGCAUGCUGCUAAUAAAAUCGAUCAAAGCAACUCACCGCCCAUCACGAGUACUCCAUCAGACAAUAAUAAUAGUAGUUUUUCACUAAUCGUAAGAGCUAGUGAUAGCUCUAACAGCGAUCCAAAAACAUCGGCAGACCCAACCAUUUCGCUGCACCGCUAUACGUCUCUUAACAGUAGGACACUUCCCCAAGCUUUACCACAACAUAACUGCUCAACAUUAAACACGACUUCCACCAGUCCGAUUAGUUCUUUAUAUUACCCUCAACAUAAUAAUCCGCGACCAUCUCAAACCACUUCCGAUGAGGAACAAAAUCGUAUUGGCUCCGAUAAAUAUUCAACGGAGCCUCAAGAUAUUUCAGACUUUGUCACAUAUGUUUGUCAAGACUCUAGUCACACGACAACAAUAACAGGAUCUGUUGAAAACCAUCAGUUUCAACACUCCCAUACACUUCCACAUUCACACGUAUCGCAAGGUCAUUCGCCCCAUUUUCAAAUCCAUCAGCAGCUACGAACUGCAAAAUUGGCGACAUCGCCGUCAACUCACUAUCACAGUACAAUGCUUCCGCCGAUGCUACCUCCGAUGGCUCGACCUGUAGCUAUAAUUCGCAGCAGCAGUGAUCUAACACUAGUCCAAUCACCACCUCCUUCGUUGCCGCUGACAAUCCAAUCUCCAAACUUGAGCAACAACAACUGUACAGCGAAAAAUAGCUUGGAACCGGAUAAUAUUAGACUUGCAAGUACUCUAGACAACAGCAAUAGUCCCAAUAGCACAGAUGUUGUGGCACAUCACGAAAUAGCAGGAACCGCAUCUCCUCUACCGCCGCUCAACACGCCGGCCUCAGCAAGCCCCCAUUCUUACCUUGAUCCAGGUCGAUGUAAACUUUUAUCAGGCUCCAACAUAAGCAGAAUUACAACGCAAAUGUAUCCCCCAUCAAAUAACAGAGAAUAUUUUAAUCACUUCCAUUCGCAACCUACAUCGCUUUUGGGAUAUGCCGGCUCCAUUUCCACAAUGUCUGGUGUUAUAAGUCCAACAGAUUUGAGUCUUUACUCAGCUCCAAUGGCUGUAACAAGAUCAAGUACCAGGACAAGAUGGAACGAAGAGGAGCACAACGUAAUUCCACAUUCUGCAUCUAGUACAAAUAUAGAAAAUACCCAGGUUAUAUUAAUGGAAGAUUAACUCAUUUCAGCGUCUGGACGUUAUAUAGAUGAAUAUUCAAAUCGUGACUAUGUAUCAUGAUCUAAGCUCAAUGAAAUAAAAGUAAUUAAACUCUUCGGCUUGGGCAUGCCAAAAUAUUGAUAGGAGAACCAAUAAUUAAUUAGGAGUACCUUAAACAGUAACAGUAUAUAAUAAUACAAAAAGUUUUAAGUUUCUGUAAAUGCUUUGUAUUUACUUGAAAUACUGCAAAUGAAACGACUAUAUAAUGAGACUGGUAUAACCGAAUAUAUUUAUACCCGUAACAAAGAGAGAAAAGUAAACAAGAAUGAAAUAUCUGCAUUAAUAGCUCGAGCCGGUGUAUUCGUUUCAAAAAGUUAACAGGAUCUCAUUUCGUUUUAUUUUUUUAAUUAAUUCAAUAUAUUAUAUUAUAAAAAAUAAAAUUGUAAAACAUUUA